UCGUCCAGCGGCAGUGACAGCCACAUCCACCAACCGAACUCAUAAAAAUAUCCUCUCCCUCUCUCUCUCUCUCUCUCUCUCUCUGAGAAUGGAAGCCAGCAAUGAUUACAACGACCUCGUGAUUCUGAACGACGACCAGCUGGGCACACUCGCAGAGAAAAUCCGCUACCAGGAAGCCACCGUCAUCCACCAGACCAACUUCAAAACCCAAAAGGAGCGCGACGAGUUCCUCUACGACAGCAAAUCCAACCAGGAGUCCGUCCUCGCCCUCCUCGCCACCGGCCAAGAAGUGGUAACCAAGUACCAAGACGACGCCGUUAAGGGCCCCAUUGCACGCGACUUGCACCUCUACAUCGUCUACUGCUGCAACAGCGCCCUCCAGACCGUCCCCAACUACCACGUCAGGAAGGACUACCUCCAGAAAAUACGCGACCACGUGGACACGCUCCUCAGCGUCCUCGAUGACCUGGAUGCCGCCGAGCGAAGCGCCGUCGUCGUGGUGGGCGAAGGCGUCGUCCAGUACAAGAAUGCCAUGUUGAUUUACACCCGACAGUUCAAGAGCACCCUCUCCUCCAACUUCUCCGCCGGGCUUAAGAACGAAGGCAUCAAAUACGAGAACCUGGUGCAAACGUAUGUGAACAAGCUUGGGUUUCAAGGGCACUUCAAGGACCUAAGCGAUGAACAAAAGGCACAAGUGUAUGAGUCAAUUAUUGCUAGAUCAGGACGAGAAUCAUCUCCAAUCAAGGAUGUGAUGUCUGCAGCAUCUAAAGCUAAAGGCAUUGCUGUAAAUGUUUACAAAGUGGGGUCAGUGGUGUGGGAUAUAUACACGUCAGAUCACAAGUUUAAAACAGCGACACGUGAUGCAGUGGUGUCUAUCGCUAAAGAGGGGGGAUCGGAGUUGGGGGAAGUCAUUGGGGCAGCAUUGGCUACAGACCUGCUGGAGGUAGAGGCGGAAGCGCUAUUUGUGACCUUGGCUGGAAUUGCGGGGGGCUUCAUUGGGUCUUUCAUUGUGGGAGCAUUUGCGGGUUGGUUGAUGGAUGCCAUUUUGGACACCACAACCUUUCCUAGCAGCACCGAAGGACUUCACUGCUACGUCUCUUCUUUACCUGAUGGUGUGGCUUUGGCUCGUGCAAUUGCACAUGAUGGCACUAAAGAUCCUAAUGCCAAUUCCACAAAUUGAUGAGUGCAUACUUCUAUAGAGAAAUACUUAGGGGGUGUUGGUCGAACUUUUACGUAAAAUUUGCAAUUUACUAAUUAUAAAACAUUAUAUUAGUGCUCGAAUCCACACAAGUGAAGCACAUGUUUUCAUGUGAAUUUAAUAUCACUUUAUUGAGUUCAAACACUAAUAUAUCAUUUUGUAAUUAAUGGUAAAUUACAAAUUCUACAUGGAGAGUCUAUCUAUGUUCCCACAUUCACAAAGUUGCUUGUCUGGGUUGUGAAUCAAGGGUUUAUCUUUUGUAUUAAGGCAGAUUCCACUAUAAAUAAAUGUGCCUACUAUCGGCUUAUAUA
Malania oleifera is the source of this 1509-nucleotide messenger RNA. RefSeq lists its product as uncharacterized. Bases 89 to 1180 code for a protein of 363 amino acids. The transcript is spliced from 3 exons. The record is from RefSeq and is a predicted model, not a curated record. NCBI's taxonomy places the organism in Eukaryota, Viridiplantae, Streptophyta, Magnoliopsida, Santalales, Ximeniaceae.